AUGUCAUCUGCUGUACUUUAUUUUGAAGUCGUAAAGGACAUUAUUUUGACAAUCCCAGGCGGAAGCAGAUGUUAUACAGCGGUGAAGAUGCUGAGGAGAGAGCAUCUUCAUCUUCAUCGGUGUUAAUGUGGAGGUGAUGGCACAGCGGAGAUCUUCAUCGGUGAAUUAUUCUUAUUUCAUCCCCGUCAGUUCGAGUCCCGGUGACUGAGCCCAGACAUGGUGGAUUUAUCCCAAAGUGGUGCAGUGUCUCCCGGACACAGCAGACAUGGACCGUGCUCCGGCCCCGGGAACACUGGAAGGAAAGCGUCCAAAAAGUCCCGGACAAGAAGAAGCAAACGAGGCCGGAGGAGACGGAACAAAAAGAGCCAGCGGAACAACCCUCCGCCGUUCCUGCCCCCGGAGGCUGAAGAAGGGAACAUUGAAUAUAAGCUGAAGCUGGUGAACCCAACUCAGUAUCGCUUCGAGCAUCUGGCCACGCAGCUGAAGUGGCGCCUGCAGGAGGGCCGCGGCGAGGCCGUCUACCAGAUCGGAGUGGAGGACAACGGGCUGCUGGUCGGGCUGACGGAGGCCGACAUGAAGGCCUCGCUCAGAACCCUCCAGAGGAUGGCGGAGAAAGUCGGGGCGGACACCACUCUGCUCAGAGAGAGAGAGGUGGACUACGACUUCGACAGAAACACUCGGAAGAUCGCAGAAGUCCUCAUUCGAAAGGUUCCUGAUGACCAGCAGUUCCUGGACCUGCGGGUGGCCGUGCUGGGGAACGUGGACUCAGGGAAGUCCACCCUGUUAGGCGUCCUGACGCAGGGCGAGCUGGACAACGGGCGCGGCCGAGCGCGGCUCAACCUCUUCAGACAUCUGCACGAGAUCCAGACCGGACGCACGUCCAGCAUCAGCUUCGAGAUCCUGGGCUUCAACAGCAAAGGAGAGGUUGUGAACUACAGCGAGUCUCGGACGGCUGAGGAGAUCUGUGAGAGCUCGUCCAAGAUGAUCACUUUCAUCGACCUCGCCGGACACCACAAGUACCUGAAGACCACCAUCUUCGGUCUCACCAGCUACUGCCCCGACUUCGCCAUGCUGGUGGUGAGCGCCAACACCGGCAUCGCCGGGACCACGCGGGAGCACCUGGGCCUGGCCAUGGCGCUGAAGGUUCCCAUCUUCAUCGUGGUCAGCAAAGUGGAUCUGUGUUCCCGUGGCACCGUGGAGCGAACCGUCCGGCAGCUGGAGCGAGUCCUGAAGCAGCCGGGCUGCAACAAGGUCCCCAUGGUGGUGUCCAGCCCGGACGACGCCGUGACCGCCGCCCAGCAGUUCACCCAGUCCACAUGCAUCACGCCCAUCUUCACUCUGUCCGCUGUGUCUGGAGAGAGUCUGAACCUCCUGAAGGUUUUUCUGAACAUCCUCCCUCCACUGAGCAACAGCAAAGAGCAGGAGGAGCUGAUGCAGCAGCUCACUGAGUUCCAGGUGGACGAGAUUUACUCAGUUCCAGAUGUUGGGACUGUGGUGGGAGGAACUCUGUACAGUGGAGUGUGCAGGGAGGGCGAGCGGCUCGUGGUCGGUCCCACAGACGAAGGGCGUUUCCUGAGGCUGAAGGUCGGCAGCAUCCAGAGGAACCGCUCGGCCUGCCGGGUGCUGCGAGCCGGACAGGCCGCCACGCUGGCUCUAGGAAACUUCGACCGCUCACUGCUGCGCAAGGGCAUGGUGAUGGUCAGCCCCAAGAUGAACCCGACCAUCGGCUGCGAGUUCGAAGCCGCCAUCGUCCUGCUCUUCCACGCCAAGACCUUCCGCAGGGGGUCACAGGUCACCGUGCACGUGGGCAACGUCCGGCAGACCGCCACCGUGGAGUGCCUGCACGGGAAGGACGAGCUGCGUACUGGCGAGCGAGCUGUGGUUCGAUUCCGCUUCAUCAAACACCCUGAGUAUCUGCGGCUGGGCGCCAAGCUGCUCUUCAGGGAGGGCGUCACUAAAGGCAUCGGCCAUGUCACCGGCCUGCUGCCGCCCUUCCAGAACCACGACCAGAACGUGGACCAGAACCUGCAGGAGCAUUAACGCCUCCUCUGUCAUCAACAGAUGUUGAGCUCCUUGAGAACUUUGACCGCCCACACGCAACCUAUGCUCCUCUGAUGGGGCUUAACCCUAACCCCACAUGUCAGCAGAUUAAUCCGCCUGUCCUGGAUCUAUAGUCACCUCCUCCCCCGCUCCUGCUGCGACCCGUCAGACUCCAUCAUCUUCAUCUUCAUCGUCCUGGCAGCAGCUGCUCGUCUUCAGUUAAAGCUGCAGACUUGAACCCUGGAGGGUUAAUCUGACAGAUUGAUUUAAGAUGCUCUCAUGAGAAGCAGGAUAACGUUUGAGGAGGAUUUGAGGAAACAUUUUCAAACGGUGCGAUGCCGUCAUCAGACGCUGGACAGGAAGUCGACCUGGCUCCUCCCACUCCCUCAAACCAUGCUGCGACUGGAGGGGAAAUCUGAAGAGUGAAAAGAUUUGUUUCUUUUCAACAGCUGAGGUGGAUUUCCUUUCAUAGUUUGUGGAUUAGUUCAUGAAUCCAUGAUGAGUUUGAGUUUCAAUAUUUACUUUGCAGUGUGAAUUUGCUUCGUUUAUCAAUCUGAGUUCAGUCCAAACUCAGAGUUCAGCUUCGUCCUCCUACGAGGAGGAACUGCUUGAACAGACUCGGAUCAGAUGAGCUGGACUCAAGCCAGCAGCGUGUUAGGAAGUGGCUCAUUGUGGCUAGCUAGCAUUAGCAUGGGACUUCAGCAGCUUCAGUUAAACACGUUCUCUUGAUCUGAGGUCACACUUCAUGAAUCAAAGAGCAGCAGUUACUCUUUUAUGUGUUAAAGGAGACACAUUCUGUUCAUGUUGAUCCUUUCAUUUGUGUUAUGACUGUAAAAUGUAUACAUUCUCUAAUGUAAGGAAAUUAAAAGACAUCACUCGUCAGACUGUC
This is a messenger RNA of Pleuronectes platessa (European plaice), 2929 nucleotides long. RefSeq names its product GTP binding protein 2b (gene gtpbp2b). NCBI's taxonomy places the organism in Eukaryota, Metazoa, Chordata, Actinopteri, Pleuronectiformes, Pleuronectidae. The record is from RefSeq and is a predicted model, not a curated record. The transcript is spliced from 12 exons. Gene Ontology annotation, molecular function: translation elongation factor activity; GTP binding; GTPase activity. Gene Ontology annotation, biological process: translational elongation. Bases 217 to 2040 code for a protein of 607 amino acids.